AUGAGCCGUGCUGCCGCCUUUGUUCUCUGUAUUGCAAUCAUUGCACUCACCACUGGAGCGACUCCCACCCCAACCAGCACACCCUCAACUUUGGUCCCUCGCGAUCUCGUUGAACCGUCAAAUAUUCCCCUGGGCCACAAUGACACCGUGAUCUGCGUCUACGCCAUCAGCGGUCAAUAUGGGCUACUCCCGCGUUUUUUAUACUACUCGUCCCUCGUCCUUGGAAUCCUGGGCCGGUAUCAGCGAUGGUUGGUGAUGGGAGCCCUCGCAUCUGCGUUAUCUUACGCUGGUUCUACAGCAAUCCACAUGCUGGCUAUGCUCAAGUCGCGGACACCUGUGUUUGACCUUGACAUUCUGGCCGCGUGGGCGGUGCUUACAACGGGUUGUCUCGCCUUCGCAGGUCUAGUGCACUGGUCGUCUGCUCUCCGACAGUCGGAAGCACGAAUCGUUAUCGUUAUAUGGGGCGUUCUGGUUGGAAUGUCAUGCAUUGUGGGUCGAGCACUGCUGCUAGAUAUCCAUUCGGAUGCGCUGCCUGCGUGUCGGUCGGCCGCUGGAGAGCUUUUAACGACGGCGGCCGAGCUCGCCUCCAACCAGUUCAACUGCACAUACACAUGUUUCACCGCGAAAACAGCCAUGCGCCAGCCCGGCGAGAUCAGGGUUAUCCCCACCGAACGGCUUCUCGGGACCUAUGCGAACCUCGGCGCCAUCCUGAUUGGGCCUGUCUUAGUUGCAGCACAUAAGUCCGUAUCAUACAAUCUGAGCCCGCACACGCCGUCGUACGUAUGCACUAUGAUGGUCAUGGCGUAUAUCAAUAGCACGCUUCACAUGCGCCUCUCCCAGAACACAUACAACACCGCCUGCCGAACGUGGUACGGUGGAUAUAUCCUACUAUUCCAAUAUAUGCGCCGGGCCAUGUUCAAAGGGGGCUUGAAAAGGCUAUUGGUCGCGCUAAUCGUCGUCCCACUGCUUUUCCUAGACCUACUUUUCGACAUCCUCACACCGCCCCUCUUUAUAGCGAAUAUCGUCUUCAACGAACUCAAUUUGAUGAAACCGAAUCUGCCAGUAGAAGAAGAUUACAGCUCCGUUGGCCAGUGGUCUCCGGUGGUGUCUGCUGCUCUGGUCCUAAUCGCGUCCCUUAUCAAUCAGUACGUAGGCUGGUUCAAAGCACAGAGGCGAGCGAAGAAGCAGCAGCAGCAGCAGCAGGGACAUGGGGAGGAUGCCCAGCCAGCGUGGGGCCCAUCACCGCCGCCACUUCAGCCGUCAUCAUUGGCAGGUUUGGGCCUUCAGGAGAACGGUGUGGUGGUCCAGAAAUUGUCGGCGCAAGAAACACUUCAAAGACUUCGGGUUGAUUCGGAGGUGCUUAAGCCAUCACCCAAGGCUGUUGUCCGUGAGCGGACCUGCAUGUAG
Molecule: messenger RNA, 1407 nt
Organism: Ophidiomyces ophidiicola
Lineage: Eukaryota; Fungi; Ascomycota; Eurotiomycetes; Onygenales; Onygenaceae
Exons: 1
Coding region: 1-1407 (468 amino acids)
Source: RefSeq, a predicted model, not a curated record